CCAGUCCACUUGACGGCCGCUCGGGAAGAUGACACCCAGUUGCUAAUUGACGCGAGAGUAACGACGCGCGCACCGGUGUUCAUAGGCAUGGGCGAUGCUCUCGUGGCUGUCACUUCUUGAAAAUCGUCACCAGAAGGUCAUUCUUCGUCGUCAAUCCGGAAACGUCACCAUGGCUUCCGCUACGGAGCAGCAGCAGCAGCAGCAACAACAGCAACAGCAGCAGCAGCAGCAGACAACGCUGGAGUUUUACCAAGCGAUGGCAGACUUCAAGAACAUGUUUCCACAGAUGGAUGACGAUGUGAUAGAGGCUGUGCUGAGAUCCAAUCAGGGAGCAGUGGACACCACAAUCGACCAGUUGCUCACCAUGAGCACGGACAACGAGAAUGAGAAGAUCAGGAGUGAGCUGGAACAGAAGGAGGAGGUGCUCCCGAGCACCACAAAGCAGUCGCCCAGAAAAGACCCUAGCAAAUCGUUAAAAAGCAGCCUUCAAAAGUGGCAGCCUCCACUGCUGGGACCAUUACCAGAUACUUUUCUUAGGCUCCCUCAGCAAGGGAUGUCGGACGAUGGCAUUGAUUCGGCGUAUUCACAGGAGAACUCUAUGCUGGAGGACGAGAGAAUCGCUAUGUUCCUGCAGAACGAGGAGUUCAUGGCAGAGCUACGUUGGAAUGAGGAUUUCCUGUCCACGUUAGAAAAUGAUUCGAAACUGGAAAAAUGCAGCAGCCAGACUGGUCACGACGACGAGGAUCUGUUCAAAGAAAGACUGAAAAACAUGGGCAAACUAUCCCGACGCAAAUUCGCGCAACUUACGAAGGUGUUCACUCGCAGCAAGAAACGCGGCGGCAGGCAAUUGUUACCACCGACGGCUUCUUGCGAUGAUCUCCUGGACCCGGAAGAAUCGUCCAAACCUCAAUCCUAAAGAGAGAUCUCCCAUAACUAUACGAUCUUAUUGUAAUACUUGCUCUUGUCUCUUGUCGAUUGGGAAAAAAAGGUAAUUCAACGGCAUUUGCAGCUUAAUGUAAUUUAGAUGUUACACGAGUCUUGGAAAGAAGCAUAUCUAAGUGCCGUGACUUGCGAAAGACAAGAUUAGUUAUGUCAGGGUCGUGUAAAACGUAAAUUAAUUAGCGAUUCAAGUUUCUAGCUCACUUGACACGGUUGACAAUUAUAGCUGUAGAGAUAAUGGAAUUGCAAGGUUGAAGACCUGAAGGUGCGUCAGAGUGAGAAGACAAAAAGACUCUGCGAACACAAUGAAUAUCAAGUAAAAUGCUUGAAAUUGUAAAAAAAAAGUUAUCAAAAAAUCCGUAUCUCGGUAAAUUAUGCAGAUAUACGUAGGGAUUAAUUAAUCUUAAAGCAUUAAUUAAUCUUAGUGCAUUAAUUAAUCUUAAUGUAUUUUCUAGUGAGGAUACAGAAUCUGUUUCUGAUAAAAUUCAGUGUGAUAUUUUAUGACGUUGUAACGUAAAUUUUAUUUUGACAGAUUAUAUAUUUUGUUGUGACAUAUGUUGCUUGCGAUUAUCCUUAUUACCGCGUAUCAUUGCGUAUAAUCGUUUUGAAGACUGACAUAAGAAAGUUUUGCAGAAAUAUAUCGAGCGAUAUUCUUGAUAAAAUCGUCGCUGUUAUUGGAUAAAAAUACUUAAUGCAAAUUAAGAGGGCGACGGUCACCGACGAUUAAAAUUUUUAUUGUACGCAAAGUACGCGACGCGUUUGCUUUCUAGCAUAUACGGCUACGAAAGUAAUUGAUGUUGUAUAUACAUAUCUAUGUGCAUCGUAUGCCGAUAGUGCGUUAAUGUUAAUUAAGCACAAUAGUUUAUUAAAAAUUUAAAAAAAUGCAACAUUGAUUGUCCGGAUUGAAAAGAAAUUGUGAUUUUUUAAGAAAUCCGAUUCUAGAGAAGAAAAAGAUUUGGUCUGGUAAAAGCAAUUGAUUCUUCGAAAAAAAAAUGGAUGAGGGCUUAAGUUGUAUUUUUACAAAAUUAAUAUUACUAUAGAUUAUUUCCCAAAAUGUCACGUUAAAUUGUAUUUAUCAUCAGUUUAGUGUGUCGCGAAUUGAAUUCAAAAUUCGAAACUUUACACGCCUUCAUUCAUUUAUUCUUUCGAUUCUACUUGCAACUACAAGUAGUAAUUGCACCUCCUUUAGACGUACAACCUAGUCAUUCAGUCUAGCCAUCAUUAUUUAUUGAACAAAGCUCUGACAUUGUAACGACAUCGUGAAUGUAGAAAAUAUUUAUAAAAAUGAUCGUAGGCAGUCUAAGUAAUUUACAACAUGUGCUAUGAUGACAAACAUGUAUGAGAAUAAAUUGGAAGGGAUGCUGGAA
Messenger RNA from Monomorium pharaonis (pharaoh ant), 2306 nucleotides. Its product is annotated as CUE domain-containing protein 1. The record is from RefSeq and is a predicted model, not a curated record. Gene Ontology annotation, molecular function: ubiquitin binding. NCBI's taxonomy places the organism in Eukaryota, Metazoa, Arthropoda, Insecta, Hymenoptera, Formicidae. The transcript is spliced from 5 exons. The coding region runs from base 95 to 916 and encodes 273 amino acids.